Pieris macdunnoughi is the source of this 285-nucleotide messenger RNA. Lineage: Eukaryota; Metazoa; Arthropoda; Insecta; Lepidoptera; Pieridae. The record is from the annotation of a GenBank genome assembly.
AUGCGGUGGUAUAUAUUCAGUGCAUUAGCACUGAUUAGUGUCGUAUGCGGCCAAGAAAUUCCGGAGACAUGCCUGUCUGUUGACCCGGAGCCAUACCUGCUAUUUGGAACGAAGACAGCGUACACCUUCUCCAACAGAGGCGUGCCUGUGGUUCGGUCGCAUGAGGUUCCUGGUAAUGUAUUCGUGGAUAUCCCUAAAUAUAAAGGACCGGAACUUUUAAAGCAAAACAUGAAAGUUAGCCAAAGUCAAUGGCGAGGUACUGCGAAUUGCCCCCAAUUACCGUGA